AUGACAAACCGGGCUGGACCCGUUGUCCCCCGGCGGCGGCCCGGCGGCCGCCAAGCCCGAGGCGGCUCCCGGCCUCCUUGCGCCCCGGAGCCGGACGGCUCGGGCGCAGCCAUCCCGCCCGAGAAACCGCCCGCUUUCCAGACCCGCACCUCCUUUGGCUUUUUCCAUUUGUCUUGGGUUUUUUGCUGCGGGAUGCUGGUGGUGGUGAGUAUCCAGAGAUCCCGAGCACUCCCAGAGCCAGCUGACGGGCGGCCCGUGCCCUGUGCUCGGCCUGAUGACUCGCCCCAGCCUGGAAACGGCCUGCCCGCGCCCCCGCCCCCGCCGAGGACUCCAGGCGGCCCUCCCCCGCCGAACGGAACCCAGGCGGGGCCGGCGGGGGAGGCGAGGACCCGGCCGCCGGCCCCUGAUGCCUCUUGGCCCGCCCCGCCCCGCCCGCCGGCGAGCGGCCGGCCGCUUUCGGGCCGCUUCUUUCACGGCGUCCCUGCCCCUGCCCCUGGCUCUGCCCCUGGACCUGGCUGUCGCGGCCGCCCGUCCAUCGACGGUUGGGGGCGCCCCGCCCUCCCCCGUCGGACUCCCUGCCGCCGCCUGCAGCGGCGGCAGGGGCUGAAGGGAGGGAGGCGGAAAUCCGGCCGGGAGGCGGGAGCCCAGACGGCAGCGGCGGCAGCGGACGGGCUUGCUCCCGCCGCCGCCGCCGCCGCCUGCGCGGCCAAGCCCCCGCCCCGCGUCUCGGGCCUGGGACCCGCGCGGAGGGAAGUCGAGGCCGCGCGCGGCCCGGCUGGGCCUCUCUCUCUGUCUCUCUGGCUGGCAAGCGCGCGCGCGCACGCCCCCCCCCCCACCGACGGAGGAGCGCGCCGCCGCCGGCGGCACGCGGCCCCUUCGCUCGCUGCCCGGGCUCCCGGACUCCGCGUCUCGGGCCUGGGACCCGCGCGGAGGAGAGCGCCGAGGCGGACCGCGCUGGCGCGGGCACGGGCGCCCGCGCCGCCGGGGCCCCCUGUCGGCCCCGGCCCGCCGAGAGAGGCCUCGGAGGAGGAGGAGGAGGAGGAGGCGGACCGGCGCCCGCGGCUCCUGCCGGCCGGCCGGCCGGCCGGCUGGCGACAAAAGCUUGUGUCGAGGGCUGAUUCUCAAUAG
Vidua macroura (Pin-tailed whydah) is the source of this 1128-nucleotide messenger RNA. RefSeq names its product proline-rich protein 2-like. The transcript has 5 exons. The coding region runs from base 1 to 1128 and encodes 375 amino acids. The record is from RefSeq and is a predicted model, not a curated record. Lineage: Eukaryota; Metazoa; Chordata; Aves; Passeriformes; Viduidae.